Molecule: messenger RNA, 682 nt
Organism: Salvia hispanica
Lineage: Eukaryota; Viridiplantae; Streptophyta; Magnoliopsida; Lamiales; Lamiaceae
Source: RefSeq, a predicted model, not a curated record
UCUCCUGCUCUCAUUUUUUUUUUUUUCAAAUCACACCCUAAUUUACUGGAAAAUCCUAAUCCCCAAAUUGAAAGAAUAUUGAAGUGGGUUGCAUUGGGUUGAGAAAGACAAGAAGAAAAUGGAAGGGAGCUCACAUCUAAAUCAAGUUCCAAGUGAACCUGCUGUGAAGCGUUUCAGGAUUCUCUGGCGUGUUUUUCUGCUUUUCAACUUCGGUCUUGGCGGGUACAUGUUUGCACAGGGUGGUAAGAAAGAAAGAGCGGAGAAAAAAGCCAUAGAAGAGCCUCCUCCUGCCCCUCCGACCACAGUGACUGCCCCUGCCCAAGAAGAGCCCAUAAUCAUCACUCCUCCUGUCGAAAGGCCCGUGCCUGUGCGGCCACCGGUUCCCGCGGAUCAGCAACGUGAGAUCUUCAAGUGGAUAUUGGAGGAGAAAAGAAAGGUUAAACCUCAAAAUCGACAAGAGAAGAAGCGUACUGAUGAAGAGAAAGCGAUUCUUAAAGAGUUCAUCCGUUCAGAGACAGUCCCAAAGAUUUGAUGUCCAGUGACUAACUUGUUGUGCUUGCUGCUUGUCAUUAGAUAGACUCUGUAAUUUUGUAAGCAUUCAAAACAUCUUCAUCAUUUGCAUUUGACUUGUAAGAAAAUCACAAUUUUAUUGACCUGAAAAAUUGUUUAAUUCUUUUGUUAA